AUAGCUCCCGCGUUUAUCAUUCGUGCUUUUUGGCUUCUGCUUUCUUGCUUAACUUAGAAGUCUCCGAUGGCGUCGCCAAUCGCCAUCGUCAACACAGUCCCUUCUUCUUCUUCUUCUCCUCCUCCUCCUCCUCCUCCUCCUCUUGCGUAGAGCUCAAGCUGAGACAAACCCGCGAAGGGAAAUGGAGAUGCAGCAGCUCCUGAGCAUGGGCUUCUCCGACGAAUUGGCCGCCGAAGCGCUCGCUGCCACCGGCGGCAAGUCCACCCUCCAGGCCACCGAGUGGAUCCUCGCCCAGCGGUCGUCCUCCUCCACCUCACCACCGGCAGCCGCCGCCGCCGCCGCCAGCCCUAACCCUAACGCUGGGCCCAAUCCCAACCCGCCGCCGUUCCAGCCCAAGCUCGACCGGUUCUUCCACUUCCACUCCAGGCCCUCCUCCAAUCCUUCGCCCCCUUCUCCUCCGCCUCGGACCGAGGCGCGGCCGCGGGACGGCUCGCCGACCCCGACUCCGCCCGAUGCCAAGCGCCCCAGGCUCUUUCUGCCGCAGAACCCGCAAUCCGUUGUUCCCGGAGGAGCGGCGGAGGGGAAGGUUCCGUCGCCGCACGAGCCCUUGGCGGAGCGGAUGCGGCCGCGGACCGUCGACGAAGUGGUCGGGCAGGACCAUUUGCUGGGCGGGAGCUCGCUCCUGCGCUCGGCGAUCGCCGCCGAUCGCCUGCCCUCCAUCGUUCUCUGGGGCCCUCCAGGUACGGGCAAGACCUCCAUAGCUAAGGCCAUUACGAAUUCGUCUUCGCGGGCCACGGUGUAUCGGUUCAUUUCUCUGUCUGCCGUGACCUGUGGGGUUAAGGAAGUGAGGGACGCGGUCGAGGAGGCGAGGAAGGCGAGAGCCAAGAGUAACAAGAGGACUGUGCUGUUUAUGGAUGAGGUGCAUAGGUUUAACAAGUCGCAGCAGGACUCGUUCUUGCCGGUGAUCGAAGACGGGAGCAUCGUGUUCAUGGGUGCCACCACGGAGAACCCGUCUUUCCAUUUGAUCACGCCAUUGUUGUCUCGCUGCAGGGUCCUCACUCUCAACCCUCUGAAGCCCCACCACAUAGUCUCGCUCCUUAAGCGGGCGAUAGGCGAUUCGGAGAAGGGAUUAGCGAGGAGUGCCGAUAUGAACGUGGAGGCGAAGGUGGAUGCGGUUGAGUUUCUGUCCGCUAAUUGUGACGGCGAUGCCCGGGUGGCGUUGAAUGCCUUGGAGAUUUCGGCCAUAACUGCUGCUAUGCGGGUGUCCACGCAGCGGUCAAAAUUGAAGGGUGUGAAGGAAAGCUCUGAUGGCAAUUUGUUGGAAGAUGUGGAAAAUGGGAUUGGUCCGCUUGCAGCAAUCGUUACACUGGAUGAUGUGAAGGAGGCACUUCAGUGUAAGCACCUAGCUUACGAUAAAGCUGGAGACGAGCAUUACAAUCUAAUUAGCGCACUUCACAAGUCUAUGAGGGGAAGUGAUGCGGAUGCUGCCAUUUACUGGUUGGCGAGAAUGCUGGAAGGAGGCGAACAGCCUCUUUACAUUGCGCGGCGAUUGAUCAGGUUUGCAAGCGAGGAUGUUGGUUUGGCCGACCCGUUGGCUCUUAAUCAGGCCGUUUCCUGUUACCAGGCUUGCCAUUUCAUAGGGAUGCCAGAAUGCAAUGUGAUUCUUGCACAGUGCGCCGCCUACUUGGCUUUGGCUCCGAAAUCAAUCUCCGUUUAUCGAGCGAUAGGAGCUGCGCAGAAGGUAGUGAGAGAAUCGGUUGGGCAAAAUGAGGGAGUCCCGCUGCAUCUCAGAAAUGCGCCUACUAAGCUGAUGAAGGAAAUCGGAUAUGGGAAAGGGUACAUAUAUACUCCUGAUAAUCCUCAGGCGGCGCAAAGCUACCUGCCACCCUCACUUCAAGGGUACAAAUUCCUGGACUGGCCGAGUGUUAACGCCCAUGAGAAAUGAGGAGCUCUUAAGCUUCCACAAAGCAGUCUUUGGAGCCGUAACUUUUGCUCGUUAGGCACUUUUGUGUAUUCCCAAAUUUUGUUUGGUUGAACGAGUUAAGAGCCUUUUUUGACGUCGCGUUUAUAAUUGCGUGGUUUGUUUUGCAGAAGGUUGAUAACAAGUACUGUAAAGUAUCUUCAGGCUGUAAUUAUGAAGUUUAUGAACACGAGAAUAGACGCCGAAUGUGCAGACUCUUUCCUAACUACACCUAGAGUGCUCAUAUACUAAUACUACCCUGCUCCUUUUAAGACAGUUCGACGACUGAGACGAUUAUCUUCUCAUGCUCUGGCA
Molecule: messenger RNA, 2275 nt
Organism: Syzygium oleosum
Lineage: Eukaryota; Viridiplantae; Streptophyta; Magnoliopsida; Myrtales; Myrtaceae
Exons: 1
Coding region: 182-1945 (587 amino acids)
Biological process (GO): regulation of DNA repair; DNA-templated DNA replication
Cellular component (GO): nucleus
Molecular function (GO): protein binding; single-stranded DNA helicase activity; ATP hydrolysis activity
Source: RefSeq, a predicted model, not a curated record